AUGGCCGAAAAGUACCUCUCCGACUCAACGACCAGGCUCAAGCCCGACGGUAGCAACUACCGUGAAUGGUGCGUCAAGACGCGCGCCAAGAUCAACCAGCAAAAGCUGGGUAAGUACCUCAAGAAGGUCCGCUUAGCAGACGGAACAUACCCGAAUGGGUCAAAUGAAGAAGACGACCUAGUUGCUUUAUCCUACAUUCAACUAAGCAUACACGCGGACCAUCUCAAAUUCGUCAAGGACACGGCCACAACCCAUGAGACAUGGGAAUCUCUCAAGGCCAUCUACGAAAGCGCGUCCGAGGUCAACCUCGUCACCCUCCAACUUCAAAUGAGCAAGCUGGAAUGGAGUGAGCGCACGGGGCUGGAAGCGUUCGCCGACCAGUUCCAAGAGUUCAUGCGCAAGCUCUCGGCGGCCGGUGACACGACGGCGGACAAGGCGCACUUGAACCGUUUCCUGUGUCUCCUACCACCGAGAUUUGCCAACACAGUAAUGUACAUCACACGCGAGCGACGUACCACCACGGCAUACGACUCGAUGCCGCCGAUUCUUGCCGAGCUUAAAUUAGACGACGAGCGUCAAAAGCUACACGACCCUAACUUGGCCAAGCGAGCGAAUACAAUGGACGACGCCCUCAACGUCGGCCCGGACGACUGCCAUUACUGCGGAAAGACCGGCCACUACAAGGCAGACUGCCGCCGACGUUCUGCCGACAGAGAGAAAGGAAUUUAUCGCCAAAACGUGCGCCAACCCCCAAGGACAAACGGCGGCCGCGUCGACGGCGGCCGUGGCGGCGGCCGUGGACGCGGGCGAGGCCGAGGGCGCGGCCGUAGCGGAUGGGGGCGACAUGACGACAGCAACUACGUCAAGGAUGACGACGACGAAGACCUAUUUAUGGUCCAAGAGAUAAGCAUCGAUCAAGCCAAUGGCGACAUGAAAACCUACCGUCACGAGACGGACGGAGACAAAAGCGGUGGUCCAAUGGAACUCGAAGAUGAGAUCGACGAAGUGACGGCCGACCUAGCCAACUAUGCAACAAUGCUGAGGGAUGAUGACGAUGAAUGCAACAACGUCCUCUCAUCCAAAGCCGAAGUGAUUGUGGACAGCGGUGCCACGUGCCACAUGACGGGGGACGAAACCAUCCUCCACGAUGCGAUCGCGUGCAAGCGCGGCGUCCGACUCGCCGACGGCCACCCGAUCUCUGUCACUACGAUGGGGAACGUGAGAAUGAAAUCGAGGGACACGGGACGUACAGUUGUCUUUCGCAACGUACUGCUCGUCCCGAGCCUGACCAAGACGCUCAUCUCCAUCAGCCGGAUCACCGACAGCGCAGAUGCCGCGUCCAUUCUAUUCAAGAAAGAUUACUGCAACAUCCGAUCGAGGACACACCUGUCGAUCGUCGGCAAGUGGAACGCGGCGCGCUUGUACGCGGUGCACGGGGACGUCAUCAAGCCAAGGCCAGCGGCAGACCAAGCGAACUCAGCCGAGGUCGCCGAACCGAUGCUGUGGCAUGCACGCUGCGGCCAUGUCCCCUGGAACUCGAUGUCAGCAAUGAUCAAGGCCACGAAUGGAGGACCUACCAACCUAAGGUUACCGGACAGCCUGUCGUGCGAAGGCUGCAUCCGCGGCAAGAAAACACACACGUCGCCGCCCAAGGAAGGUGAUCGCCCGCGACACAAGCUCGGCACGUGCGUUCACACAGAUCUCUGGGGACCAGCAAAGGUCGAGUCACCCAACGGCGCCAAGUAUUUUGUAUCCUUCACGGAGGACGCCACGAACUACGUCUGGGUCAAGUUCCUCCGCAAGAAGAGCGACACGUUCGCCGCCAUGAAGGAGUACCUACCAUGGCUCGAGCGGCAAUCGGGCGCCAAGCUUAAGACCAUGCGUGCCCGAAUCAGCGAAGUGACGCAACGACGUCACAAAGCAGUAACCGCACCCGAAACGAAACCGCCGUUUCACCCAACCCGCGCGACGGCGCGACCGCAUGACGCGGACAGCCCGUACAUGGAGGCGCCGGCCAAGACGAUGAGGACGACGGCUGAUCGCGGCAUCACGACGCGCGAAUACGAGGACAACGCCGCCUUGGCCUACGACGUGUGCAUGAAUGUGGCGGACGUGGACGAUGACGUACCUGCGACAUUCUGGGAGGCCAUGCAGACACCCGAUGCGGCGAACUGGCUUGAUGCGUGCAAGAAAGAGGUUAGCAACCUUCAACGAAUGCAAUGCUACCGUGUGGUGACCAAGCCGCACGGAUGCCGAGCUCUCAAGAGCAAGUGGGUCUUCAAGCGCAAAGACAUGCCUGAUGGCUCUAUGGCCUACAAGGCGCGAGUCGUAAUCAAGGGCUGCGCGCAACGACGAGGGAUCGACUAUGACGAGACGUACGCACCGGUCGUCCGCGGUGACUCGUUGCGGCUGACUCUCGCGAUCGUGACCGAGCGUGGAAUGAAGUGUCGUCAAGGUGACGCGACCAACGCGUACAUCCACGCGGAUUCGGAUCGCAUGCUCCACAUGGACAUGCCAGACGGAUUUGGCGAUGACAGCGGUCGAGUCUGGGCAAUCGACAAGGCCCUGUACGGCAUGAAGCAAAGUGCCUUGAUGUGGUACUUACACUUCAAGGGCAUCUUGGAAGACGACGGCUUCGCCGCCACGCGGAGCGACGGCUGUGUCUUCACGCGCCGGACAAACGGUGCUCUUCAGAUCAUCACGAUCUACGUUGACGACAUCCUCGUAUGCGCGGAGACAGACGAGGAGGUCGACGCGAUCUUUAACCACAUGCAGGCCCACAUCCGCCUGAAUGACAUGGGCCCCGUAUCCAAGUUGCUGGGAAUGGAGAUUUAUCGCAAUGAGGAUGAGAUGACGAUGGAUGUGCUCCAAGUGACGUACAUCGAGCGGAUGGCGGCCAAAUACGGCCUUGCGAGUGCCAACGCAGUCGACACGCCGAUCCCGCCAGGGACGAACCUGAGCGAGGACAUCGGCGCGGUCCUCAAUGACGACAAGCCAUACCGCCAGAUUGUGGGAUCGCUGCUGUACUGCGCCAUGGCCACACGACCUGACAUCGUCCAUGCAGUCACUCAACUGUCCCGGCACCUAACACAGCCGCAUCAGCUCCACAUGCACAUGGCGCGCCGCGUUGUUGCCUACCUCUUACACACAAAGACGGUUGGGCUCUCAUUCACCGGCGGUCGCAGAGGAAGCGACAAACUCGUCGGCUUCUCCGACUCGAGCUGGGCGGACGACCGCACCACAGGAAGAUCCACGUGUGGUUACUUAUGGAUGAUGGCUGGCGGCGCGAUCUCGUGGCGGUCAAAACUGCAGGCCAUCGUGACGCUGUCGACGGCCGAGGCCGAAUAUGUCGGCGCUUGCCUGGGCGCGCAACACGGUAUGCACCUGAGCAACCUAUUGGGAGAGUUCGGUCAAAAGGAGGACAAACCGGUUGUGCUGUAUCUCGACAACCAGAGCGCGAUCGCGAUCGGCUCGAACCAAGCCAGCAUCCAGAGGACCAAGCACCUAGCACUACGCUUCUACUUUCUGCGGGACUUGGUCAAGAGCGGCAAGUUUACACUGGCGCACCUGCCCACCAAUGUCAUGCCGGCAGACGUCUUUACCAAGCACGUGUCCAAGGAUAAGUUGAAGACCGCGAUGGCAUUCAUGGGCAUGGGAGGCUGUUGUGGUUUCUGCCCAUGA
This is a messenger RNA of Aphanomyces astaci, 3681 nucleotides long. RefSeq lists its product as hypothetical. Gene Ontology annotation, molecular function: zinc ion binding; nucleic acid binding. The transcript is spliced from 2 exons. The coding region runs from base 1 to 3681 and encodes 1226 amino acids. The record is from RefSeq and is a predicted model, not a curated record. Lineage: Eukaryota; Oomycota; Saprolegniomycetes; Saprolegniales; Verrucalvaceae.